AUGAUCUACUACGGCAACUACUAUGGAGGCUAUGGCUGUGGAGGGCUUGGCUGUGGCUAUGGCAGCCUGGGCUGUGCCUACGGUUAUAGAUAUGGCUGCUGCCGCCCAUCUUGUUAUGGACAAUAUUGGUCAUAUGGAUUCUACUGA
This is a messenger RNA of Tupaia belangeri chinensis (Chinese tree shrew), 147 nucleotides long. RefSeq names its product keratin-associated protein 20-2-like. NCBI's taxonomy places the organism in Eukaryota, Metazoa, Chordata, Mammalia, Scandentia, Tupaiidae. Bases 1 to 147 code for a protein of 48 amino acids. The record is from RefSeq and is a predicted model, not a curated record. The transcript has a single exon.